ACUGCGCACAUAGUACAGAUGACCAGAGACUGCGGACAUACUACAGAAGAUGACCAGAGACUGCGGACACAGUACAGGAGAUGACCAGAGACUGCGGACACAGUACAGGAGAAGACCAGAGACUGCGGACACAGUACAGGAGAUGACCAGAGACUGCGGACACAGUACAGGAGAUGACCAGAGACUGCGGACAUACUACAGGAGAUGACCCGAGACUGCGGACACAGUACAGGAAAUGACCAGAGACUGCGGACACAGUACAGGAGAUGACCAGAGACUGCGAACACAGUACAGGGGAUGACCAGAGACUGCGGACACAGUACAGGGGAUGACCAGAGACUGCGGACA
Staurois parvus is the source of this 348-nucleotide messenger RNA. The record is from the annotation of a GenBank genome assembly. NCBI's taxonomy places the organism in Eukaryota, Metazoa, Chordata, Amphibia, Anura, Ranidae.